This is a messenger RNA of Linnemannia hyalina, 2886 nucleotides long. The record is from the annotation of a GenBank genome assembly. NCBI's taxonomy places the organism in Eukaryota, Fungi, Mortierellomycota, Mortierellomycetes, Mortierellales, Mortierellaceae.
AUGGUUCAACUGCAAUCCUUGAUCGAUUCUUGGAAGCCUGGCAAGUCCGUUCAUGGAUACACCGUCGUCGAGUCUCGCCAUAUCAAGGAGCUAGAGCUGGAUGCAAUUAGACUGAAGCACGACAAAACAGGAGCAGAACAUCUUCACAUUGCACGCGAUGAUUCUAACAAUGUGUUUGGCGUCGGAUUUGCUACUCCUCCUGAAAACAGUGCAGGUGUGCCUCAUAUCCUGGAACACACAACCCUCUGCGGAAGUCGGUCAUACCCCGUCAGAGACCCAUUCUUCAAGAUGCUGAACCGCAGCAUGGCCACUUUCAUGAACGCAUACACAGCAAGCGAUUAUACAUUGUAUCCAUUCUCGACCACCAACCCCGUUGACUACAAGAACUUGAGGAAUGUUUACAUGGAUGCAGCGUUCUUUCCUCACCUUCGUGAGCUCGACUUUAAGCAGGAGGGCUGGAGGCUGGAGCACGAAAACCCCAGUGACAAGGAAUCGCCGAUUGUGUUCAAGGGAAUCGUCUACAACGAGAUGAAGGGUCAGAUGGCUGACGCAGGAUACCUCUUCUACUCAAAGAUGCAGCAGUAUAUGUUCCCAGGAACUACCUAUGCCCACAACAGCGGAGGAGACCCCGCCAACAUUACCGACUUGACUCACGCCGAAUUAGUUCACUUCCACAAGACACACUACCACCCCAGCAAUGCCAGGUUCUAUACCUACGGCAACUUCCCCUUGGAGGAGUCAUUGGAGACCAUCAAUUCGAAGCUUCAGGAGUUCUCACCCAUCACCCCUCCCUCAGCGGAGAAAAUAGUCAAGCCCUUUGAGAGCCCUCGCCGUGUCGCCUUGACCUGCCCCAUCGACCCCAUGUCCUCGGCUGACAAGCAGACCAAGAUGUCUGUCUCCUUCUUGACCAACAAGGCCACCGACACAUUCGAAGGAUUCGGGCUGAGGAUCCUCUCAGAUUUGCUGACAGAUGGACAUGCCUCGCCCAUGUACCAGGCAUUAAUCGAGUCCAACUUGGGAUCAGAAUACUCGGCCAACACUGGAUACGACAGCUCGACCAUGGUCAGCUCCCUCGCCAUUGGAGUUCAGGGAAUGAAAACUGAGGAUAUUGCCAAGGUCGAGGAAACCAUCACCAACGUUCUCAAGAAGGUUCAGCAGGAGGGUGUGGAUCCCAAGCGUAUCGAAGCUAUUGUCCAUCAGAUGGAACUUGGACAGAAGCAUAAAACUUCGUUUUUCGGAAUGAGUUUAAUGCAGGGAUUGUCAUCAGGAUGGUUCAACGGCUGCAACCCCGUUGACCUCUUGGAACUCAACAAGAACAUUGAGCGCUUGAAGACAGAGAUUGCGGCAGGACCCUUCUUCCAGAACUUGAUCUCGAAAUACCUGCUCAACAACCCCCACAAACUUGUCUUUACCAUGACCCCCAGCCCCGACUAUGGCGCUGAGGUCGCAGCAAAUGAGACGACACGUCUCAUGGGCAAGACCAGCGUCCUGACUAACGCCGACAAAGAGGCGAUCUAUCAGCAGGGACAGGCACUGUUGAAGAACCAGGAGAAGGUCGAGGAUGUCUCUUGCCUCCCUACAUUGAAGGUGGACGAUAUCUCCAAGAAGGCAAAGACCUUUUCGUUGGAGCAUAGCGCGGUCGGCAGUGUUCCUGUUCAGUGGCGACCUACUUCGACAAAUGGAAUCACGUACUUCCGGGGUAUCAGCGUCAUUCCAGGAUUGACCCCCGAACAGAAGCAGUACCUCCCCCUCUUCACCGACUCGUUGACGUCAUUGGGAACGCAGAAUCGUGCGAUGAGCGAGAUCGACGACGAGAUCCGCUUGUACACCGGCGGGAUCCGCGUUUCACCCUUCCUCUCCACCAGCCACUCAUCGAUCGACAGAACCGAGGAGGGAGUCUCCUUUAGCUCAUACUGCUUGGACCGCAACCAGGACCGCAUGUACGACCUUUUGGGCUCCCUCGUCCGUGAGACUAACUUUGAUAACGUCGACAAGCUCCGCACUCUCAUUCAAGGAAACGCAUCGGCAUUGUCAAACUCUGUCGCUGACUCGGGACAUGUCUUUGCCAGGACUAAUGCUGGCUCACAUUUGACCCCUGCUGGUCAGGCAUCGGAGUUGUAUGGAGGCAUGUCUCAAGUACAGUUCAUGAAUGUGCUUUCGCAAAAGGAGGAUUUGUCCGAGGUCUCGCAGCGGUUGAAGGAGAUUGCCGCCUUGGCGAUCAAGAGAUCGAGUCUAAGACUUGCGCUCACCUGUGGAGACGACCAGAUGUCGAGCAACGAGAAGGUCGUCCAGCAGUUUAUUUCUCGCUUGGAUGUCACACCCGCCGAUGCCAUUGCCCAGACGGCUUUCACGCCUUCGUUCGAGAACUCGUUCUUCGAACUCCCUUACGGCAUUAACUUCACCUCCAAGUGUCUCCGCGGCGUCCCAUACACCCACGAGGAUGGCGCCAAGCUCCAGAUCCUGGCGUCACUGAUGUCAAACCUGUACUUGCACAGAGAGAUCCGCGAAAAGAACGGCGCUUACGGUGGUGGAGCAGGAUAUGCCCCCACCGGCGGUCUCUUCUCUUUCUACUCCUACCGCGACCCCAGCCCUCAAAAGACUCUUUCGACAUACGAAGACUCUGUUCGUUGGGUCCUCGACCGCUCGGAAUUCACAGAACAGGAGUUGGCAGAGGCCAAGUUGUCGAUCUUCCAGCGUAUGGAUGCUCCCGUCAGUGCGGCUGAGGAGGGUAUGGUUGUGUUCACUGAAGGUAUCACCGACGAGAUGCGCCAAACCCGCCGCGAGCAGUUGCUCAAGGUGACGAGCGCAGAUAUCAAGGAUGUGGCUCUCCGCUACUUGUUAGACCAGCAAUCGAGCCACUGUAUCCUUGGAGACAAACAGAAAUAG